AUGUCACACUGUUCGGUGGAUGAGCUGCACACCGGCUUGGCAAAUGCCACCAAGGAAACUCAUAACCUUUGGGAAGAGAAUAAGGAUUUGCAGGGAAGAUUUGUCAACGAUCUGAAUGAAAUAUCACGAAUACAACAAGCUAUUGCUCAGUUAGAGAGGGAACAUCGUCAGGAUCAAUUACAACAUCUCGAGCUUAUACGUAAAUCUUUUCUGCAGGCUCGUCAGUCUAUGACCGAAAUGCAAAGAAGAGCAUCGCAGUUGUAUUCUGUACUGACAACGAAAAGAGAGGAAAUCGUGAAGAAGUUAAACGAUGGGACCAAUUUUGUUGCAUUGUUACAGAACCAGUUGAUUAGUGAGCGUCUCUUUGACUGGAAAAAUCGACAAAAGCUUGCUCAAGUUGGCGUCCCUUUUGAUAACCGUGAUAUGAUGCUGGAUGAAAUACAAAUGGAAUUCGAGUUUCUAGCAGAACAGAAUUGGCAAUUGCAUAUGUUUGCUAGUUGGACGCUGGAUCUUCUCACUAGAGGUCCGCAAGUGAACGACAGCCAUGCUCAUUCCACAGCGUCAAACUUGACCACCUUAGCCGAUCAGCUGACAAAGUUGCUGUUUAUGUUGAUCUCGCAAAGUUUUGUGGUAUCUGUGCAGCCAGAGCCC
Molecule: messenger RNA, 651 nt
Organism: Cylicostephanus goldi
Lineage: Eukaryota; Metazoa; Nematoda; Chromadorea; Rhabditida; Strongylidae
Source: the annotation of a GenBank genome assembly